Stegastes partitus (bicolor damselfish) is the source of this 1872-nucleotide messenger RNA. Its product is annotated as translocon-associated protein subunit alpha-like. The coding region runs from base 90 to 953 and encodes 287 amino acids. NCBI's taxonomy places the organism in Eukaryota, Metazoa, Chordata, Actinopteri, Pomacentridae. Gene Ontology annotation, cellular component: endoplasmic reticulum membrane; endoplasmic reticulum. The record is from RefSeq and is a predicted model, not a curated record. The transcript is spliced from 9 exons.
CCUCUUAUCCCGCCUCCUGCUCGGCUGCUGCCUUCUCUUUUCCCUACAACGCUGAUGUGUUACUAACUUCAGCCUUCAAGUCUGCAAAAAUGUUCAAUUUCGGCUCCAAGUUGUUGCUGCUUUUCCUCCUGGCCUUCCCCUGCGGACUCAUAUCCAUCGGCCACGUCUCUGCAGACUCAGACUCUGCCGAGGACAUCGUCGAGGACCCAGAUGCUGCAGUAGAUGAGGAGGAUGACGAUGAGGAAGACGUGCUUGUUGAAGAGGAUCACAUACAAACUUCGGAAGGAGAUGAAGAGGACUCAGACGAAGCUGCUGAUAAACUUUUAACGUCUCACCCUGAUGCCGACACCACCAUCAUCUUCACAACAGGAGAAGAGUUUCCUGCCAAUGAAAUUGUGAGGUUCCUGGUGGGUCUCACCAACAAGGGAAGUCAGGAUUUCACUGUUCAGUCUUUGGAGGCCUCCUUCCGUUACCCCCAAGACUUCCAGUUCUACAUUCAGAAUUUCACAGCUUUGCCCCUGAACACUGUGGUCCAGCCUCAGGCCCAGGCCUCCUUCGAGUACUCUUUCAUCCCAGCUCAGCCCAUGGCCGGUCGUCCAUUCGGUCUUGUUAUCCUCCUCAACUAUCUUGACUCUGAGGGCAGCGUGUUCCAGACUGCCAUUUAUAACCAGACAGUCACCAUCACUGAGAAAGAAGAAGGACUGGAUGGAGAAACAAUGUUCAUGUACGUGUUCCUGGUUGGACUGGUGUCCCUGAUGCUCUUUGGCAUCUACCAGGUCCUGGAGUCGAGGACAAAAAAGAGGCUUCCUGUGAAAAUAGAGAAGGGCACUGGUGGGAUUAAUGAUGUGGACAUCAGCUGGAUUCCUCAGGAGACUCUCAAUGUCAUGAACAAGGCUUCUCCUAAAACAUCUCCAAGGAAACGAACCAAGAGGGCAGCUGGAGCAGAUCAGUAAACUGGUCCGUUUCCAUCCAUCAUCGUGCUGUCUAUCAGACUUUGAAAGCGCCUCGCUACACUUGUAACAGUUCCCAUUUUGAAAGGAUCAACAUUUCUGGAAUUCAGUUUUCAGCCCGAGCAGUGAAUUUAGGAUGUUUUCAUGGAUUUCUGCCUCUCAGUCGGAUGUUUCUGCAUUAUCAUGACCACAGAGUGUCCUGGACUCCAGAGUGCAACACAUUUCAACACUAUCGGGACUGAACUGUUUGUUUUAGGGACUUUUUUUUUUAUCACUGUGUGUAUGAAAGGUGAUAAAAAAUAAACCAAUUCAAAUAAAAAGGGAUGUGGUACAAACUGCCCUCGAGAAGAGAGCUGAAUUCAUCCAUGUGAACGCUGUGAGGUCGAAGCUGUUUUUAUUUAGAGGUUUGUUAUCUGGAUUAUUGGGAUAAAAUGGAAUUUAAGACUUCAAACUAUGAGCAUUUUAUUUGAGAAAGAGAUGAAUCCCUACCUUUCUUUAAUCUGAACACCAUUGUGCCUUAUUUGUAAACUGCAUUUGUGUUGCCCUGCAAAGCCUUAAUGUUUAAAAAGAAAUGGAUGCAGUUGAUUAAAAAAUUCCCAGUGAUACCCUCUGCUUUUAACACCCAGACACAUGUGACCUGAGGUUUUAUAAAGCUUUCAUUUCGAGGAGACGUACAUUUCAGAGUGGUGCAAUGGCAGCUGCAAGCGCAACAAACAUUAAAACAGUGUUCUCUUGACGUUUCUGCGGGUUCAUUUACCAGAUUUUUUAUUUUUAUUUUUUUUCACCUUACACUUGCAAGAACUUGGUGAAGACUUUCAAACAUUUUACUGGGUGUUAAUGAUAUGCGGCCUUUCAGGUUGUAUGCCAGUAUUUGUGAUAAAAACACCUUUUUAAAAACAAUAAAAUGGUUGAACAAAUUGUA